This is a messenger RNA of Drosophila arizonae, 544 nucleotides long. RefSeq lists its product as uncharacterized. The record is from RefSeq and is a predicted model, not a curated record. NCBI's taxonomy places the organism in Eukaryota, Metazoa, Arthropoda, Insecta, Diptera, Drosophilidae.
AAAUGAAUGAUGCUGUUGCCCCUGGCCAAGGUCCGACAGCCUUGAACUCCACACAGUAAUACAAUAUUUAAGGACCAUGAUGAAAAGCACUGAGAAUGUGCGACUAGCCGAGGAAGGGGAACUCCCGCCCGUUGCCGUGAAACUGAAUAUCUGGCACAAGAUACUUUUCUAUUUAGUGGGUCUCACUGCGGCCUUGACCAUUUGCCUGUUGAUCCGAUUAUCCAACAAGCUGGCAGCCGAUGCCCAACGAAAGGCGAUGAUGCACUUUAAAGAGAUCUCGAAUCGCAUCGGCCACCGCUUCGACAAUUAACGACGAUCAGUCUCGAUCAGACACCCACAUAUUUAUAUUUGCUAAAAGUAACAAUUCGCCCACAUAGAACUCCAGCUACGUAAGAUAAAAAACGUGAACAAGUCAUCCAUGUGCGAACUAAACAAGCCGCAAUUACCAGAGUCGUGGACCUCCACGGAGCUAUCCACAGAGUGAUGAACGCAUUAUUCAAGAAAUAUUCACGAAUACUUUUGCAUUAAUCAAGAUAAUCAACUU